This is a messenger RNA of Hydra vulgaris (swiftwater hydra), 2078 nucleotides long. Its product is annotated as inositol polyphosphate-5-phosphatase A. Lineage: Eukaryota; Metazoa; Cnidaria; Hydrozoa; Anthoathecata; Hydridae. Gene Ontology annotation, molecular function: inositol-polyphosphate 5-phosphatase activity. Gene Ontology annotation, biological process: phosphatidylinositol dephosphorylation. The record is from RefSeq and is a predicted model, not a curated record.
AUUUUUUCAAAACAAAAAUUAGAAUUACAACCUCGAAUCAAACUUUCAAUUUUUAAGAACUUUGAGCAGGUUGACUUUUAGAAUUAUUACUAUUAUAAAACACUCACUCCAAGUAGAGGCUACGAAAGAAGGAUCCUUAAAAACAAGAACUGCGAAACUCAUCAUCAAUUCUCUGAUUUCUCUCAAUCUCAGUUUCAGCCUCAGUUACCAAAUCAAUAAUGAACUUAUUAGUGGAUUUGACAGUUUAAUUUAAAUUUUUAUUUUGUUAAAAUGAAAGUUUUAUUGAUUACUGGCAAUAUCGGAUCUUUGUUCGAAGAAUUUGGUUCUGCAUUGCAAAAAAACUGGCUAAAGCAGUACAGUAAACUUGUUGAAUCUGAAAGACCAUUGUUUAUUGGUUUGCAUUUUCAAGAGAUCGGCGGAAAAUCACAGGUAGUUGACAGCGAAAAAAUUGCUACCUUCUUCUAUGAGUUAAAAAGAUUACCAGUUCACCACGGAUUGUCAUGUUUUUAUUCAUACAUUGACAAAGAGUAUGAUGAACAGAAAUAUACAGCUUUGGGCUGCUGUUAUUUCAUUCAUCAGUCACUUUUGAGUUCCAUAAAAGUGUGGAAUUUCAAAGAAAAGGAAUUUCAGCCUCUUAUUGAAGGAGAAGUUUUAUUGGAGAAUUAUGAAACAGUGCAAAAAUAUAAAUAUCCAUUAAGCUGUUUUUCCAAGAAAACUAGAAGAUGGCCAAGAAAAGGAUUUACAUGGACAAGAUGGAGUUUUAAAAAUGAAAUAAUUGACAUGGUGAAUGUUCAUUUAUCUCACGAUGCUUGUAAUGUUUCUGUUUCAAUGAAGUCUGUGUCAAAGUAUUCAAAGUACAGAAAACGAGCCUUGGUUUAUACAUUAGAACAACUUCAUACAUUACCUUCGUAUCAUCAUUUGUUGUAUGGAGACUUCAAUGUUCGUCCUGAAACUAAAGAACUUAUUGAGCACAUAAUGAAGAACAAAGGAAAUCAGGUGAUUAAUCAUAUUCACACCAACAAUAAUAACAACAAUAAAAAAGAUGGUAAACCAUACAAAGUUGUUUAUCAAUCUUUGAAUGGAUCAAAGAAGGAUCUUUUAAUAAUUGAAGAUCGCUUGUUCAUUCUGCAUGAUUAUGAUGAUUUUGCUCAUGACAAAAUAGAAAGUUUGCUUCAGUUUGAUAAAGAACUUGAUUGGUUAAAAAAUGACUCUUUUAAAGAAAUGCAAUUGAACUUUAUUCCGACAUAUCCUCAUGUAGAAGAUCCUUAUAUAGAAGAUUAUCUUGUCAAAGAUCCUUAUAUUGAAAAUCAUCAUGUAGAAGGUUCAAAGGAAAUCUCAUUUAAACAUACUUUUGGAAAUGUAAGGUGUCCAUCUUGGUGUGAUAGAAUUUUGGCUGAUAAUUCUUUUUUUGAAAAAUAUAUUAGUUGUUCAAGUGUCUACAAUAUAUUUGGUGAACAUGUGAUAUUGGGCGAUCAUAAGCCAGUUUACAUGGCUUUUGAAUUUCCGUUUGGUUUGCUGGCGGACCAGUAGUUUUAGUUGUAUUGUUAUUGGUUCACAUGCAUUAACAAUUCAUUUACCUUUCACUGUUGACGUUGUUGGUGCUAUUGACAUUUAACCCUUGUGAGUUAAAGUCGUUUAAAGUCGAUUUUAUCUAAAAUCCAUGAACUCCUUAAUUUACCGGAUUUUUUUAAAAUUUUAAAUUGUAUAUUAGUAUAUUUAUUGUGUAUUUUAAAUAUUUUUUAAACUUAUUCUUUAUGGUGUGAAAAGGUUAAUCCACUCAUUUGUUUUUUAAAUUUUACUGUAAAAAUAUGCUCAAUAUUUAUAAUGUUCUGUACUGCUACGCUACAACAAUAAAGCUAAAAGUUAAAAAAAUAAAUUAGUUUUCAAAAAAAUAUAUUUCGUUCGAAAACUGAAUAUUUCUUCUAAACAAUACUUUUUAAACACUUAGAUACACACUCGCUUUACAGUUAUCUAAACAAAAACUUUUAUGUUUUAAUGUAUUAUAACGCACUUUUACAUUGAACUAUUGUACAAUUGUAAUCUAUUUAACGUGAAAAAGAUAAUUCUUUUUUUUUUUU